AUGCUUGCCACACGUCAGCUUGUGUCCGUCUACCAACAACCGACAAUGCGUCUGAAAAUUCCAUUAACAAUGGAUGAAGUUAUUGGAAGCAUUGACGCUGAAAUGACUGAUGUUGAAGAAGCACUUCUUCAUCAGAUCGGAGCCAGAGAGGUGCCUUUUGCUGGAAUGGAUAAAAGCGGACGUGGUGUCUGUUUGAAGCAUGUGCAAGGAAUCUGCACAAUGAAUCUAGUCUGCCCUCUCCGUCAUAUCGUAGGUGACAAGGCCGUUGUAUGUAAGCAUUGGCUGAGAGGGCUUUGUAAAAAGGUUGGCCCAUAUUGCAAGCACCGCCAUCGUCGACGAGUUAUAUGUCCCAACUAUGUUGCCGGUUUUUGUCCGGACGGGAAAGAAUGCAAGUUUACCCAUCCAUCGUUCGCACUGCCCGCUCCGGAGAACUGCGCUUCGAAUAACAAGCGGCUAUUCAACCACCAAAUCAUUUGUCAUAAUUGCCAUGAACGUGGUCAUAAGGCUACGCAUUGUCCACAUUUGCCAAACCAACAGGGAAAGCGUUUUGGUGCAUUCCAGACGUCCGAGUCGAAUCCUAUCACGAAUCGUACGGUGACCACAGUUCAACCAGUUGAUCUGUCGUUGUUUCCGGAUAAGAAGAGCUUGUCGGAAGUCACCUGUUACAAGUGCGGUGAAAAAGGUCACUACGCGAAUCGUUGUCAUAAGGGUGCGUUAGCAUUCCUGUCGAAUACUGCUCACUUGGCUCAAGAGCAGCGAGAAAAAGAUGAACGAGAGGGCAGGCGAGUAUUUACCCGGAGCAUACCUUGGACAGCCGACAUCAGGGCUAGUAUUCGAUGCAUAAUGACCAAGAAAAAGGACAAGGAUAAGGACGAGAAGAAAGUUGAGGGUAGCCAUAAGAGAAAACGAGCGGGCAGGUCGGGUCAUGAAGUGAAAGCCAAGGUCUCAAAGAAGGAAGAUGGUGACGGUGAAACUAGAGAGCUGAAGGAGUCAUAUUCUCUCCAGCUCAAGAAAAUCAAUGCUCAUCUAACGUGUAACCUGUGCAAGGGCUAUUUGAUAGACGCCAUUACUGUUAUCGAUUGUUUACACACGUUCUGUAAAAGUUGUCUGCUGACCUAUUUUGAAGAAGAGGACAAUUGCUGCCCAAGCUGUGAGCAGCUGAUUCACCAGUCGCACCCUAGCCACUAUGUGGCUUUCGAUCGCACUAUGCAGGAUAUUGUAUAUAAAUUAGUUCCCGGUUUGCUGGAAUCUGAGCGCAAAAGGCGACUCGAUUUCCUCAAAGAUAAGAAACGAUGGCUGCAGGACGAAUCAUCACAAGGUACCAAUAGGUGUUUCGAAGGAGAGCCAGGAAUUUCACAUCACAGGAAUGACGAACAUAUGAUUGUUUCAUUGAUUCCUGGUGCCCCCGACCUACCGAAGCCAACCCGCCCAAUUGUGCGGUUAAGUGGUAUGGCGACGGUAAACACCCUCAAGAGGUACUUGGCCCAAUCUAUGUGGUCGAACAUGUCCCGCUACAGCGAGCUGGAUCUGUUUUGUAACGACGAAUUAAUGGGUCGCGACUUCUCGAUGCGGUUUAUUCACUUGACAAGAUGUCGAAAUAAGCUCAAGGAUGAGCCAUUAAAACUUGUUUAUCGAUAUCAUAUUGAUUUUUAG
Molecule: messenger RNA, 1653 nt
Organism: Ostertagia ostertagi
Lineage: Eukaryota; Metazoa; Nematoda; Chromadorea; Rhabditida; Trichostrongylidae
Source: the annotation of a GenBank genome assembly